AUGGCAGAAGAACAGGCCAACACGCCGAACUGGGCACAAAAGCUCUUGAAACGCCCACUCGUCGAGAUCCGUCGCGGAUUAUCUUUGGGCUAUGACGCCCCAAAGGAGGUGUCAUCUGUCGUCGCGUUGACGGUGCCAUCUGGGAGAUAUGUCGAUAUUCGUUUCCAGCUGAACACUGAAAUUCGUGGCUCUGCCAUCAAAGAUUCCGGGGAGUUUCCAGGUUAUGCCACAGCAGGGAUGUCCUUCACCCACAUGCCGCAGGGUACAGAAUCUUGUGCGGCAUACGAAAGCACGAUACAUGUCCAAUGGGAACAUUCCAUCGAUUCGAGCCGGGCGUUUGAUACCGAUGGAGCUGACAUGUAUCUUUUGUCAAAUGGAGACACGAUGGAGAUAGGAUUCAUGAUGCUGCGAGGAGAGUGGAAAAUGUUUAAGGAAUACUGGUUGGAUGGGUCGCCUGAACCUAAUCCGUCGUAUAUGGCAAUGGAAUUGAUGCCUUCAAGUGGCAACAACAGCGAAAAGGGUAUGGUUAUAAGAAUUGGAAAUUAUUGUCAGGGAAUCUUGCAGAAUGAUUCCGAUCUCUGGGUGGAAAGGUGGCAGACAGACUCAAAUGGCGAAUGGAAAAUUGACGCUAGGAGCACAAAGAGCCAUGAAGCCGUGCUACCUUGCCAAUGGUCAGCAGUAGAAGGGAGGAAAUUAGGAGACUCCAUAGAGUUUGGCGACAGAUCGUGGAAAGUUGUUGAGACUUCAACUAUCCCAUAA
This is a messenger RNA of Exophiala bonariae, 759 nucleotides long. RefSeq lists its product as uncharacterized. Bases 1 to 759 code for a protein of 252 amino acids. The transcript has a single exon. The record is from RefSeq and is a predicted model, not a curated record. NCBI's taxonomy places the organism in Eukaryota, Fungi, Ascomycota, Eurotiomycetes, Chaetothyriales, Herpotrichiellaceae.